This is a messenger RNA of Phalacrocorax carbo (great cormorant), 9913 nucleotides long. NCBI's taxonomy places the organism in Eukaryota, Metazoa, Chordata, Aves, Suliformes, Phalacrocoracidae. The record is from RefSeq and is a predicted model, not a curated record.
UUCAGCUGGAAGUUUAACAGAGUAUGAAUAUACUUGUCCAGUAGAAUGUGUCUGUUGUGUAAGACUUCAGUGUGACACUUAUAGAGUGCUCAUUUAGGUUGAUUGGUACAGAAUUACAAAGAACAACUAGGAAGGGGUGGGGGGAAGCUUUAUUCAUUAAUAGAUCAAAGGAGGAAGAGCGUUAAAGUGAUCACAUUGUUGAGAGUGAACGGUUGAUCAGCCCUAUAACUGGUAUCUGAAUUGGGUAAACUGAUUCCUGGGGUGAAUAAAUAGAAGAUCUUCUAAACCUAGGUCUUAAAAGCAGUAAGCAAUUCAUAUUGCAGUCUGUGUGAAUGUGGAGCAGAAAUGCAGAUUUGUGUCCCAGAAUCGGGGGUGGCUGCUGCCAAGUGCUGGGGUGAUAUUCCCGAGCUGCCUUUUAGUGCACUGGCAGUGGACUGUGUACAGCCUCCCUGGGAAAUCCAGACCAGUGCUUUGGCUGCUGGUCAAGCGCUUAUAUGGGUUUGUCACCAACAACUCCACGUGUUGUUUUCAGGAAAAGUAUUUUCACUUAAUCAUUCCAGGUUUUCCUUAGUCCCUCUGACAUUCAAAACACUGCUGCUUUGCUGUAGGAUGAGCAGUUUGGCUGUGUGGCACAGGUGCUGUGCUGAACGAGCUCAGCUCAAAGGGAAACUCACGCAAUGUGUGAUGUGGUACUACAGUUAGGCUUGGGUUGAGUUUUGAACAAUGAGGGUUUAAUUACUUUGUAAGCACAGGAGAAAAUUUGCAAAUAAACAAAUGUCUUCUUGACUGUCGGGAACCACUUCUGCUGUCCCAGAGAUUUAAUAUCUUCUGUCUUGCUUUUACUUUCUAUGGUUGUAUUGGUUGAGACUUCUUUGUUUUGAGUUUGUUUUUUUAGGUUGUUUGGGGUUUGGUAGUGGUUUUUUCUUUUAUUUUGGAGUGGGGUUUUUUUGUCUUUUAAAAGAGUUAUUAACGUUUUGAAGAUUAAAAAAAAGAUGAGUAAGGCUAAGGAAAAGCAUGUUGUCAGCAUUAGGGGAGAACAUUUCAGGUGAAGCAUUUCAGGGAUUUAGCUCAUUGCAAACUGGACAAACUUGGAGGUAGAAUUUAUCAUCCUGAGCCAGACCAAGGGUCUGGUAACCCUCAUUCCAAUGAGGCCUGGUGCAGGACACAUCUUCAAGCAGUGUGCAGACCUUGUCACAACAGAUGAUGCUUUGACUACGGGGCAGGGUUUCCACUCACAGGGUUAGUCACUGAUGGGGACCAUCUUUCUCUGUUGUUCUCUGAUGGAGUUGUGCACUCUGCACACCCAGAAGACUGGAUGCCCCAGCUCACAGCUGCUCAGCAUCUUGCAGGAUGAAGCUCAUAGUUGAGAAAACAACUGCAAACUGGCUUCUGUCCUUUGGAGGUAAGAGCCAAAUUGCUGUUGGUCUAUUGCUCACGGCUGCAUUGAUGGUGUCUGUCCAGCUUUUCCAGGCUCCCAGGGACUGAGGUAAUGUUUCCUGUCCAGCUACACUGAGCAGCAACCAAUUUAGACCAAGUGAGCCAUAAUGACAGUACAGGAACCAGAGGAGUGCUGACCACCUUCCAGGAGGAGGGUCGUCUUCUCUGUACAUAAGCCUUCAUCCCUCGAGCUGCCAACCCUAUCCUGACCUCUCUGCCCACUCCAGGCAGCCUGUGCCUUCACAUCACCCAUUUGCACUCAUGCAGUCCCUAUUUCAUACAAUCAUUUCAAUCAGUCAUUUCCUUCUGAUAGUUUUUUCCUUCCAACAAGACAUCAGGGUACUGUGAAACGUUUGUAGACAUCUGAUAGGCAUGCACAGUGCAGCUGGUUGUAUUUCAAACCUGCAACUUGGAGCAGGUCACCCAAGCCGCCAGCUUAUGCGAGGGCAAAGCCAGCCCCAGCUUAUUGCUGUAUUUUAUUUCCUGAGAGCACUGGCAUCACGCUACUUUGCCAGUGUCUGGCUGGCAUCUCUGCGAUUCCAGUUGAAGCAGGGGUGAGUGCAGGGAGAUGGCUGGAGAGGGCUUUUCAUGCUAAGGCUCUGUUAUUGAGCCUUAACAGCUUGUGAUUGACAAAUACUUAUUGCUCCCACCUCCCAAGGGACUGACUGCUGAGCAGGGAAUGAUUGUAAAAGAUAUUGUACUCUGAAUGAAAUUUUAGGAGCUGUAAUUACGCAUUGCUGUAGCUAUGAUUACUGCUGUCAGUGUCUGUCCCUGCUCUUGUUUUGACCGAGGGCAGCAAGCUGCAGUUUUGCCUGUGUGCAGGAAGGUGUGUUAGAUCUGACAGUGGCCAGACAGAAGCUAGGCACCUGGUCCAUAGCUGAUGAAGUAAUGGCCUCAAAUUAGAGAUUUCAGCCAAGCUGGCUGAUGAAUAUGCAUUUAUAGGACCUGAGAAUCUGGUCACACGCAUCUAGCGGAGAUGGCACAAGGUGCCUGCCUAGCCAUGACUUCCAGUUGCAAUGGGUACAAUACAAAUACCCAUUAUUGCUCCAUGCAUUUCCCUGCGGCAAUGAGUAGAAGCACAAACUGCAAAGUAGCACAGAACAGGUACAAUACCUGUGAGCCUUUGUCCAAACAGACUGUCAAGGCAAUGUGCUUGUUUUGUGGAUCCCCUGCCCAGAAGAGGCUGGAGCCAUGUGCGUGGAGACAGGGGUGAGGAGGGACAGGGGCUGCGGAGGAAGCAGCCUUGUCCUGUUCCCAAAAAGGUAGGUGCAAGGGGCUGAGCAGCCUCCAUUUGUACUUUCCACCUGCUGCAGCCUUUUAGGAAGGGGCUUUCACUUGUGAUGGUUGUGUGUGCCUGAAAACCAGCAGCUGGCAAUAGGAGCAUACCCAAUUAUUCACAAGUAGUACUUUCGGUUCCUGUAAAAGGAAUGGAGCUGGCACCUGUUAGGCAAGUACACCUUGCAUGUGGAAAAAGUAAUCACACUGUUACUCCCACAGUUGUUUUUCAUUUCAAGAGUUAAUUGCUUGGCUCUGCAUGGAGCCAGCCUACAGGGCUGGGUCCUUACUGUCCCCAUCCCAUCUGUCUGCAGCAUCCAGGAUAGAUGGGGGUGGCCACACAGGUCUAGUUUUGACAAGUGCCUCUGCGUGGCAUUUUCUUCUGAGGGAAAAACAUUUGCAAAGAGCCUGGAGCCCGUUGCUCAGAGGAGGGUGGUAUAAAAAUGCUAGAAAUGGAAGUGAUGGGAGUGUGGGCUGGCAUGGAGGUGGGGAGAGAGGGGUUUCAGGAAAUUGUCUUGCACGUGUGUUGGGAAAGAGCAUGGAACUCUUGUUGGUAGGACAAGAUCAGCACAGUGGUCACCUUUCUUCAGCAGUGUCAUGGAGACUUCAGUGUGUGAUGUAUUUCAACCUGAAAUAGGUAACUGAAAUAGGGCAAAUGAUUGGUGCCUUAAAACUGCUUAUUUCUCUGGCUAUAAAGGAAACUCCAUGGUACACAGCUAUGGGUGAGUUAGUGAUCCUACCCCUGUGCUGUCAGCGGGCAAGGGAAGAAGGCUGUUGGUCUUGUGCAGGGGUCUAGUGCGUGUCUGUAAUCCAGGUCUCAGGCUCCUAUGAUGUGUUUUUUUUUUUUCCAGUGAGGAGAAAUAGCAAAUUUUAAAGGCUUAGCAUAAACCAAGCUUGUGCCCUCCUCCGCACUGUGAAAAAAACACUCUGGUAACUUCAAUCUGCCAUGUAUUUGUAACUUUGAGGCUUGCGUCUGGGAGGAGUUGAAAUAUCAAUGCUGUUCUCCAAAUGCCUAAAAUGUUAUUAUUUAGCUACUGCAUUAUGUGUCACAUUAAUGCUAUGAAAUGCAGGUAAUACUUACUCAGACUUUAGGGAACAGACAUGACACCUUUGCUCAGAUCCUUUGCAUGUGUGGAGGAGACAAAGCUAGGCUGCUUCUCCCCCCUGCACCCACAGCUGCCAGCUGUGGUCUGUCCACCUGUGAAGCAGAUAGCGAUGCGGGGACCUGGCUGGUCUGCAAGGCUGAGCACCCUUUCUUAGAGGAGCAGUAUGGGAAUAAAUCCUUUGGGAUUGGGUGCUGGGUAAUUCCUGGUGCUAAUGUGCCAGGUACAGGGGGAAACAAAUAUUUAGGCGGCAAAGUUUUCCCUGCCUGCUCCAAAUUGAAAAUGCAGCACUGCAUUGUAUUCCCUGUCACCAGUACGUGCUCAGCAAAGGGAUUUGGAUCUGGAUCUGACCAUAAGGCAGGAGCUGAUGUUGAGUCUUUGGGAAAGGGCCAAGGACAUGUGCCUUGAGUCCUGUUCUCCUCCUGGUCUCUCCUGUACCAGUUCAUUCAUUGGUCCUUUUCCUUUUGAUGCUGCUGUCAAAACCCAUAGGUAUAAUGAGAAGUGCACCAGCAACGUGAAUACUAUGACAAUACCUUGGACUUAGAAAAAAAAAAAAAAAGAAGGAACAGUGUGUUUUUUGGUAAAUAUUAAUUUAUUGAGUUUUCAAUGCUGAGAUGUCUCAAUUGACAGAGGAGAGCAGCCAUUAUGUGCCUCUACCAUCAGCUUGCUCUCUGCAGUGCCAUCUUCUAUCUUGGUUUUGGCAUCUCUAAUCCCUUCUGCUGUCUGCACUCAUAUCUUUUCUCUGUCCUCAUGAACACCGCACAGUCCAACUUGUCAAACAGAAAAGUUAAAUUUCUGCAUCUUUUUACCAGCCCUGCCAGGCCUCUUGUCUCUGACUCAGCCACCUCUUCCCUGGUAGGCUGAGGGUGCCAGCUUUAGCCUGGCCAGGUUUCUUCCAUCGUCCUUGCCUUGCUGCUUCCCAUCCCAGCCAUUUCCAGCAAUGUAGCAUCUUGGGAGAGUAGGACUUGGGGAAAUGUACAGUGGUAUUUAGAACACUAGUCAGACAGCUGUUUCCCUCACCCUUAUUCCAUUUCUCACCUCUGGUGUAACAACAAUAAUCCUAAAUGUUAUUGUUUUGAUGGUUUGGGGUUGGGUUUUUUGUUGUUGAUUUUGUUUGUUUGUUUUUAAGGCUUAUUUUAAGGUUACAAUGUGUGGGCUGGGGUUUCCUUUCCUUGCAAAACAAAGGCAGAGCUGCUUGGGCAGUCAGGCUGAUGCUGUGGGAUGCUCUCUGGAUGGGAUUUGGGAGACAGACCUUGGUCUUUCAACCCAGGGUUACUGAAGGCUGCAGGGACUUGGGGUCAGGUCGGGGUGCUGGCAGUGAGCACUCUUGGGUGCACUGGUGCCAUGGAUGUUUCAGGGCCACCAGUGAGGAGGGAGGUGACCUCAGGACAGGUGGCUGGUGGGGUGGUGAGUGACCUGUGUUAUUAAAAUGCCAGGUAUGCACAGCUCAGUGUUUAUCCCCUUCUCACACAGCGGUACUUUGAUGCAAUGCAGCACCAGGUCUUUGGGGGCUGAGCUAAAUGCAGGUUUGAUGUAAAAAAAACCAAAAAAAAAGCCAAACCAACACCAAACAACAAAAAAUGGUAAUUGUUGGAGGUGCCUUAAAAAGGCUGGCAAUGUGAACUCAUAUCUGGCCAGGGACGGGUAUAAUUUUGUCACAGGUCAAGAGGAAAAUAUAUUCUGUAGUAUCUGCAGCACGGGUCAGGUGGGGAAGAAGAGGGAAACCAUCUGCCAAAGGUGUGCACAUGUGUGAGAGCGAGUGGCUUAAUGGUGCCUGUCUCGAGGCCAAGGGGCUGUGGGGAAAGCAGCAGGGCCAGGGUAGCACCAGGGCCUCCCUGCAUGGGGGACAGGAGGAAGGAGAAAAAAGAUGCUAGUCACACUUGGCACCUGCGUAGUCCUUGCACAGUCCUCACAGGGCAGACACGCACAGUCCCCUGGCUGGUAAUGAUGGGGGGAAGAGGCGGGAGAUUUCGGAGGAUGAAAUUAAGCAAACAUUCACAACAGCAGGGCCAACACACUGACAUGUCUGGUUUCAUAAGAUGCCCUGCCAAGCUGGAGUGGUGUCACAGCAUGGGGGAUGCUUGCUGGAUGCUGUUGUCUGUUGAUGAUACAUCCUGAGCAAAUUCAGAUAAUCUGCAGUUUACAGAGCCUUGGCUCCAUCCUGACCCUGCUCAAGUUUCCUUAAGUGACUUAUUUGGCAGUGCCAACAUCUGUGAAUCCCUGUAAACCUGCAGCCCUUUCCAUGUCCCCUGGGCUAUGCCUUGCCCUCUGGGAAUUUGGGUCACCGUACCAAAGUGCUAUUGCAGGUGACUGGUUUGCCAGGGCUUUACAGCAGGGCAGGCCAGCAGCUGUUUGCCACUGAAGGUGAACCACGUUUCAUGGGCUUACCCUGCCACGGUGGCUCCCUGGAUUGGGGCUUUGCUGUCUGAAGGCCUCUUUUUUCUACCCAGGGCAGCAGAAAUAUCUCCUUCCACCUAGAGAGGAUGUGCAAAUGCUCCUCACAGAGCAUCAAUGCUGUCAUUUACCCUUUCCCAACAAUACACCACCUGUAGGCACCCUCCUCAUGGUCCCCUUGCCCCGUGGCCAUGCCCACCAUCUGUGGCUUGGCUGUGAAAAGAGCGCAGCUUGCAGAGCAGGGACUCCUUGCCUGCUUCAAAGCAACCUACUUGCACUUGCAGGGUGUUUUUCAUUAGCAGAGAUGGGGCGUUUGUGGGCAUGGAGGAUUUAGCAAUGGCCAAAGACAGCCAAGGAAGUCGCCUUCCUUCCACCCAGGCUGGGGCAAAAGGAAAAGCUGGUGUAUGCCUGGGGCAUGCUGGUCCUGUCCUAAACUGCACGGGCAGAGAGGUCAGUUGCGCUGGCAGGGUGCGUGCAUGUGUGCAAGCUCCCUCUCAUACUGUCUGUGAGUGAGCUGGCGCUCUGUGCUGCUGGCUUACUCUGUUGUUUAGAGUAGGUAAUCCAUGCUACACCAAGAAACCUUGGGGUAUAUAUGGUGCAUGUAUAUGUGGUCAUAUAUAUAUAAUUGCAUGUACAUGCCCAUACACAUGUGCAUGUGUUGUUGCCCGUGUUUUCCAGAGCGGACAUUUCAUGCCCUGGCCAGCAGCUGGAAAAAGUGCUGGGGACGCCACACUCCCUCUGUACAGGGGGUGGGAUCAUCCCUGCACACCUUCAUUUAGUAUUUCCUUUCUCCCUUGCACGAGCGCAUGUGUGGGCACGAAAAUAGGCAUGUCCUCUCCUUCUAGCACAAUGUUUUGUGCUCCUGUCCUGAGGCACAGGGGAAGGCUGAGUCCCAGCAGGGGAAUGGUCCCACACAGGUUUCAGCAUCCUGGCCUGUGGCACAGGGCAAACGUCGCUCCCAAAUGCACACAUUAGGAGGAUGCCAUCCCUGGGAUGGGGUCCGGUGCUUGGCGUGGGUGAUGCCAUAGUUGUUUGUGUGUAUCACGGCGGGAAGUGUGUGAACAGAAUAAAUUUAGCAGUCAAAACACAGGGCUGGCGCAGUUAGUCAUUAACUGCAAGCCUGUCUCGUCAUCCUGCAACCACAAGGAGCUUUUUUAGGGCCGGCGUCCCAGCGGAGGCCAGAGGAAGCGUGGGAGGCCAGUUCCCGGUGACACCUCCGCACGUGGCAGUGCUGCCUGCCGGUGCCAUUGGCUGCCCCCUGCCCAGGGCCGGCACCAGCCAGCUGUUAAAUGCCCGUGCAGCCACACUGGGGCACACAGCCUGGGGGCAUCCCAAAACAGGCAGCCAGUUUGCCCCAUCCCAAGCACUGGAAGAGACACCGACUUGCACCACGCCUUAAGCUGCAGGGACCACAAUUGACAUGAAGGCUGCCUUCCUGGUGCUGCUCCUCUGGGCCAUAGCCUGUGCUCACCCCGUGCCUGGCCGUGAGCCUGCCCGACCCCGCCGCAGCACCCAGCAGGAGGACACAGCAAGUGAAGAUUACAUCCACAAGCUGGGCAACUUCCUGGGUGGUGGAGAUGGUAGACAUCCUCCUGCCAGCAUGGAGAGGGGGGACAAUGCCCUUGCCGGGGACCUGGCGGGUGGGAACGCCGUGGGCGAGGAGCUGGGUGAGCAUGGUGGCCAAGACAAGGGAGGCAGAGCUGGGGAGGCUCAGCACCUGAACUGGGUGGACCACGAGGCUGCAAGUGCCCAGGACGGGAAUGGCCUUGGUUUCCUGGAGGAGGAUGCACGGGAUGCUGAUGAUGGUGACAACAGAGAGCGCCAUGGCACUGGAGUCAGCGGGCUUACUUCCCAUGCUGGUGGGCUCCUGGAUGAGGAGGAUGACAGUGGGGAUGACACCUUCGAUGAGAAUGGGGAAGAGGAGAGGGGCGAAGGUCCUACUUACGUGGCUGGUGUCGAUGGGACAGGCGAACACGGCCAUGAUGCUGGCCAUGGGGAUGCUGGGGCUGGUGGAGGGCAUGGCGACAGCAGCAGCAGUAGCAGCAGUGAGAGCAUUGGGGCAGACCACCAGCGGUACAGGAACUACCUCGGCAGCUGGUAUGGACGGACCUACAGGCGGGGUGGGGGCAGCAGCAGCAGCCAGGAGGAGGAGAGCUAUAAUUUUGAGGAUGAAGCUAUGCAGGGCGAUGACCCCUCCGUCUUCGAUGGCCCAGGCAGCAGCUAUAAGGGGCGCCGUGCUGGCCCCCGUGCCCCAGGGAGCAGCCGAGAGAGCGGCUUGGGGGCUGGCUUCCACCACUGGGAGGAAGGUGACAGCAGGUCCCCAGAGGUAGAGGACACUGACUCAGGAGAAGACAGCCCAUCCACAGAGGACAACAGUCAGUCAGAAGAGCCUGCCACCAGCCAGUCAGAGGAAAACAGCACCAGCCGCUCUGGGGAGGAUGGGGAGGGAGAGGACGGGGAUGGGGAGGACAGCCCCUCCAGGCAGGGCGAGAGCAGCAAGUCAAGGGAGCGCACUGCAGAGCAAUCAGACAAGGAGCUUGGGGAGUCCCCAGAGGACACCUCCCAGGAGGUGGUGAGCCGGGAAGGGCAGGAGGACCAGGAGUCUGCCAGGGACAGGAGUGCACCUUCCACUCCUGACAGCAAGUCCAGGGAAGACCAGGGUGACAAGAGCAAGUCCAGGGAAGAUGAUGGUGACCAGAGCCAGUCCACAGAGGACACUGUGGAGGAGUCAAAGGAGGACAAGAAUGACUCCAACCCUGAUGGGGACGUGCCAAGCACAUCAGCUGAGAGCCAGAGUGAAUCCCCAGAGGAUGAUGGCAGCCAAGAGGACAAUACAGGUGAGGACAGCAGGUCCACAGAGAGCAACAACAGUGAGUCCCAGGAGGAUGAGGAGGAGGAGGAGAGCCACUCGCAGGAGGAUGCCACCCGUGAGUCCAGUAGCCAUGGGGAUGACAGCUCUCCACAGAGCCUGGAGAGCGGGAGCCGCAAACGGCGGCCAGGUGCCUACCGCAACAAGCCUGCUGCUGACUACGAUGACAAUGACUGCCAGGACGGAUACUGACACGUGUCCCACAGCCUUGGUGCUGGGAGGUAUGGGGGGAGGAGGGGUUUAAUUUAUUUGCUAUAUAGCCUGGUUGAUUUCUUCCUGGGAAGAUGCUGUGGGUAAAAUGGAGGCAAGUUCACCAGGGCUUGACCUGGGCACACCACAUGGGUUGUGAAGUGGAAGGUGAUGCCAGACACACAGAAAACGCCAAACUACAGUGAGAAAAGCAAUUUCCUAUACCAAAUCAGAGAGCAGCCAAGAGCUGUGAGUGCCAGCAGGGUGAUGCUGCCCGCUUGCCACAAGGGCACAGUGGUGGCUUGGCACUCCGGGAGCUGUGCCUGGGCAUGCUGGGCAGAAAGGUCCCUGCAUUCACCCCUUGUAUUUACCUACCACUGCCGUAAGAGCCUCUGCCCAGACUCCAAUGGGAGCUUUCUGUUAGCUCUAUGUCCUGCAUAUAAGGGGGAAAAGCUACACCUGGUGUGCACAUGCAGUGCGUGGGCUCAGUGGUGUGCGAAGUACCACUUCAGGAUGGGAUGUAUGUAAUAUUUUGUAAGAAAUGUACAGAAAACAUUAUAUUAUAUCCUUUUUGCACUUGUAUUUCAAAGCUGAAAUGUACCCUGUUGAUUUCUUUAAUUACCAUUAAAACCAUCAAACUCCAGUG